Carcharodon carcharias (great white shark) is the source of this 2480-nucleotide messenger RNA. It is a transcript of the gene arfrp1, whose product is annotated as ADP-ribosylation factor related protein 1. The record is from RefSeq and is a predicted model, not a curated record. Gene Ontology annotation, cellular component: Golgi apparatus. The transcript has 9 exons. Gene Ontology annotation, molecular function: GTP binding; GTPase activity. Bases 110 to 835 code for a protein of 241 amino acids. Gene Ontology annotation, biological process: intracellular protein transport; Golgi to plasma membrane protein transport; protein localization to organelle. NCBI's taxonomy places the organism in Eukaryota, Metazoa, Chordata, Chondrichthyes, Lamniformes, Lamnidae.
UGGGGCCGUUGUAGAUCCGGUUUGAUCAGUGGAUGCUCCCGGAUUAAGUGGAAUUCGGGGUUUACUUCACAGUUUGGAGUGUGAUCACAGAUCAGAGGCAUUUAAAUGGAUGGUAAAGUGUAAAGCGAUCCAGGGAAAAGGAAUCUUAGAGAGCGAGAUUGAAACCCUGGAGGUGGAUCCUUGUUGGAGAUAUCCGAGCGGAAGCUUCGUUUGGAAGAGAAUUGCAGGGAUGUACACACUACUGUCUGGCCUGUGGAAGUACAUGUUCCAGAAGGAUGAAUAUUGUAUUCUGAUCUUGGGAUUGGACAAUGCAGGCAAAACUACCUUCUUGGAGCAGACAAAAACCAAGUUCAACCGAAACUACAAAGGAAUGAAUUUAUCAAAGAUCACUACUACAGUUGGCUUAAACAUUGGAACCAUUGAUGUUGGAUCAGCACGUCUAAUGUUCUGGGAUCUUGGAGGACAGGAAGAACUCCAAUCAUUAUGGGACAAGUAUUAUGCAGAAUCCCAUGGUGUAAUAUAUGUAAUUGAUUCAACUGAUGAAGAGAGAUUAUCUGAAUCAAAGAUAGCUUUUGAAAAAAUGAUCACUGCUGAAGUACUUGAAGGAGUUCCAUUGUUGGUAUUGGCUAACAAACAGGACAUUGAGACCUGCCUUUCAGUGGGAGACAUAAAAACAGCUUUUAGUGAUUGCGCUCCAAAAAUAGGGAAGAGAGAUUGUUUGGUGCAACCAUGCUCAGCACUUACUGGACAAGGUGUAAAUGAUGGAAUUGAAUGGAUGGUCAAGUGUGUGAUUAGGAACAUUCACAGACCACCAAGGCAAAAGGAUAUCACAUAAAGCAUUCCUUUCAAACCUCGGACUGAGCACUAAAUCUCCUGUUUUAUCAGAGAUGCUGAAUUGUAUUCAACUGGUUCAGUGGAUUUCAACUGGAUCAAUGGAUCACAGACUUUCUUGGAAACGUUCCACCUGAAAAUAGUCUCAAGCUCUCAUUCUCACUAAUUGUGAUAGAUUGUAGUCACAGUUUCUAUUGCAUAAAUCACUAUAAUGCUGCAAUAAUACUUUCCACUGCAUUUGAAUUUCCUUCUCUUUUUGUGCAUCUUCUUUAUCUUUUUUUUAGUGCACAUAUUCUGUCCAUUGAUAACUUCAUUGGAACAACUAAUUCUUGUUACAGUUUUAAAAAAGCUUUUCCCCCAUCCUCCAUCUUUUUUUCUAAAUGCUAAAGAAGAAGCUUCCUGAUGGCUCACUGUUUUUUUUAAUGAGCAGUUCAAAAGUGCAGACCAGAAAUGACCCAGGGUUGAUGUUGGAUUUGAUCAGUUAGCUAAAUCAUAGCUGGAGCAAUGAUAGCAUCACAAAAUCUGACCACAGCAUCCCUGGGUUAAUGAGGAAAAGUGGCCAGGAUGAUCUGACAUUUGAUUUCCUUAGAGCAAUCAUUUCUUUGAAGUGUGCAUGCAUCAAUGCAGUGUGAGGAUACAGUUGGGCAUGAUGUCCUCUACAAACAUCCUACCAAGGAUUAUUCAUGAAUAACAACCACUUAGCAAGAUACCAAAACACAUUUGACACCAUUCAAACAAUAUCUCAGCGAGCCGAUUGACAGGGAAGGAAGAAGAUUGGGAAAAAACAGGAGGAGAAGCAUUUUUUUUGGAUUUGGUUUUAGACUUAAGUUAGACCAGAGCUUGUUUUACUUAAGCUAGAAUGCAAGAUAAUAUCAUUUGUUACAGUUAGCAGUGGUUUUAAAUCCUACAUAUUUACUAAAAGGCUUCAACCAAGAACAAUGUUGACAUGAGAUAUUCAUUUAUUCAUAAAUGAUGACAAGAUUCUGUUCCAGGAAAUGUUUUUGAUUAUCAACUGAGUGACCCGAGGGGCAGUGCUACUCACCGCUCUAGGAAACUAUGGAGUUCUUUGUUGUAAGGUUGCAACAGAAUGGUGGUGAUGUUUACAAUGAGAGGUUGAGAAAAACUGAAAAUUUUAGUUUCCUUGGUGCCAUAUCCCGACAGUUUGUGAACCACUGAACCAGAUGGAAGUGGCCGAUGAUGCAGUGUGCACUUUUAUCUGGUAUGUCUCUUUGUUUUUGCUGACUUUGUAAAUGAUAAAUCUUGGAGAUAUAUAUUUUACAUCUGUGACUGUUCAAAUAAGUUUGGUUGCAACUGUUAAAUGUUUGCAAUAGGUUCCUGCAAAAGGCACUUUUUUUCCAGCGUUGAAUCAGAACAAAGAUUGAGGUUAAGUAUUUGAACAACAGUAAUACUUUACUGAGAUAUUUGUAAAAUGCAGAUUUGAUUUUGCUGUGCUAGUAUUCCUUCAUUUUGGAAGUAAUAAUCCAAAAAAUGGGAUGGCAGUUGGAAGCUAAUUUUGGCAGUCAAACAUUCUAUUUCCUUAUUUCAAAGAAAAAUGUAUUAAUACCAUAUUUUGAGUUGAAGAAGCUGUGAUUUAUGUUGUAAUGCAUUCCAUUUGAUAUAUAAAAAAAUAAAAAUGUUCCUUGUUUUAA